AUGGAAAACUUCCUGAAAUACUACCCGGAUGAUCCGGAAGCUCAAACGGAGUGUAUAGCGUGUCCUGAAUGCCCGCCAGGACUAGGACUUGUGCCACAAUGUGGUUCCAAGAUCACUAACUACACCACUAUUAAAUGCGAACCAUGUCAACUGAAUAAGACAUUUUCAGACAAUCAUGGCUUUGAGAGUUGUAGGUCCUGCCACGACUGUGGCUUAAAGAACGUUAUUCAGCAGUGCACCCCGUCUCAAAAUCGUAAAUGCGGCACCAAGUGCCCUGAAAGACAUUACCUCGACGAAAAUGGUUUCUGUCAAGAGUGCUACUUUUGUUGUCCCAGUGUGGACGAAACAGGUAGAAUGAAGAAAUGUAAAGAAAUUGGAAUGGGAGAAGACUGGCAGUGUCUUAAGAACGACCAAAACAAGCUCUGCAAAGAAGCUUUGGAAAAUUCUACAGAAGCUAGUGUUCAUACAACUAAUGCCACGGCUGUUACUCUUCUUCCUGGUCACAAUUUUGAAGCAAAUGAAACGGAGAGUACUUCUAAUGAUAAUGUCAGGAAACCUACGUCAUCAUCUGAAAAUUUUACAUCAAAUGGAAAUAUAAAACCUUCAGUAAUAGCUGGGAUUAUCAUACUGAUUGCUUUAGUGCUUAUUUUUGCUUUUUAUGGAGUUAAAAGAAUCAUUACAUAUAGGAAUGGUUCAGCACUGUAUUCUGAAGGUAAGAGAGAGUCAUACCUUGCAACACUGUUGUUAUCUUUUUUGAGGAUAGUAUUUUAGGAACUGAAUUCCUAUUGCAACCAACACAACAUGAUAUUGUAGCAAAAACCGAUAAGUUAUGCUCAUGCAGUAGUUUCUCACUAGUUGUCAAUAGACAACAAAAUCUGAGGGAAGAGAGGUCAAUAGCGGAACUGUUCUCUGUAUGGGUGGUUAGUCUUUCACAAACUUCGGCAUGGUACUCAGUUAACAGUGAUGAUAGCUUACAUAGUGCUGGAGUGACAUCUGCACCAAAGAAAAUUCAGCUUAAGUUACUUUGAGCAGCAAAUAAGUACACUGUCUUGAGUUAUCAUAUACUGACAGAUGUAAAAAGCCUCACACUCUUCGCUAGGAUUUCCCACAGUUAUUAGCUUUUUUAGACCCCUAUUCAUGGUUGACCUCAUCAUGGCCGUAUCCUUUUUAAAACCAGUGGUUGUGGGCUAAGCUAAAAGAGAUAAGGGUCGGUUAUUUUCUAGACUUUUGAAUAAUUGAUAAUUCUUUUCUCGCAGAUAAUCGAGUAGAUGAGCAGGAGCAGUUUCUCCUUGGACAACCCAUGAAUGAUAGCCCAAAUAUUGAACUCAUUCCAACAGGUGAGGAGUCAGCCCUUCCUUCUUCACAUUAAUCCUUUCACACUCUAACAUCAGUAUGCAUAUUCUCCAUACUAUUCUCUAUACAUUUCCUAAUGUGCUGGCAAGGAAGUUUGUUUAACAAUCAUGAGAUUCUUCAGUUCAUUAUCAUUUCCUUUAUUCUCACGACCUUAAUGUUUGAUUCAGGGGUGAUAUUGAAAUGAGAAAUUAGGUGAUGCUAGUCACUCUCAGGGAUUAAAGAGUUAAUCCUGAAUUCUCCGAAAAAGAAAAUAAAUAAGCCGAAUUACUCUCCCUCUGUAGUCUUUUAAAUGCAAAAACUUUCAGCACAGGCUACUGAAAGUUUUAUCGACGUCUCGUUUAUCCUUUCGAGAUAACACAGUUAGCAAUGUUAAUGAUAUUAUGUACAGUGAUUGUGUGGUGGCGAGAGUUACUCUCAGAGUGAAGGAAACCAGUAGCAGAUCACGCAUUUUCCUAGCUAAAAUUUGCUUAUUGUCUUGUUGCAACUUUAAUGUUACAAGUAGCAGUUCUCUUUUUAAACUUAACUCUGUUUUUCAGAUUGUGAUGUCUCCGAAAUGUUUACGCUUCGUAAUGGAAAUGAACUAAUGCUGCACAAAAUUCAAGACAUGCUUGAUCCAAAUCCACCGCUAAAGAAAAAUUGGCGACAAGUGGGACAUCAUUUAAACGUUACCGAGGGAGACUUAGACUUACUGGAACUUCAAUAUAAGUCAAACGGCAGUCCUACGGAGAGUCUUAUAGAAACAUUGAAGAAUUUUACACCAGAGCCUUCAAUGAAAAAAUUUGUCGAAGCUCUGAUCAGUUGUGAAAGAAGUGACGUGGCCAAAUAUAUUUGUAACUGGCCAUGGGAGAAACGUAACUGUACUGAACUGGAGAACCAUGAGCAACCAGAUACGGUCCAGCAACCAUCCUAAGGAUAUUUUUCUCCCCAGUCAGCAGUUCUUUUGAAGGUCACACAAUCAGCACAACCCAAGUGCGUUCCGUGACAUCCGAAUACUAGCCCCAGGCCGUAUUAUUGACUUGAUAGUACGCGCUUCUAUAAUGUUAUAACCUAUUAUUUAUUUGGGCUUUAUGCAUCACGUGCUUUUAUUUAUUAAAUAAAGCAACGAAACAAAACAAAACAAAGAAAAAAGCAAAAAAACACAAAGCUAAUAAAUAAAUGAGAGUUUAGUCGUUUGUCUCUCGAGGUAAAAGAGUCAGGCUUAUCAAUCGUGUAUUGAUAAGUCUGACUCUUCUUUACCCGUGACCUUCUUGUAUAAGAAGAUUCUGGAACGUUCUAUUUCUUAUCUAAUUACUCUAAUUUAGAAACUGUGUUAAUUUACUGAAUUUAGUUCUUUAGAAAAGUUUCUAGAUCCUUGGACUUUAUGUAUAUAAGAGCGAUAGUUUUAUCAAAAAAUAAACAAAACAAAACAAAAAAACAGAAAAUUGUGAAGAAGCCAACUACGUGAAAAUAAAUCAGUUUGUUGCUGUUACCGACGAUCCUGAGUUUUGUCUAGGAACAACCCUGCUCUACAUCGACACCCGUAACAGUGUGUUAUGGCGCGUUGUCAUCGGUGCAUUUUGAUCCUUAUUAGUAUUCUGAGAAUUAGAUGUUCUACCCUCUUAGGUCUGCUUUGUUACCCAUUGCCUGUAAUGGUUUUUGAAAAAGAAAUACACCCUUCUUGAUAAUACAACUUCACUUUUUUCGAUGGUCAGCUUGGCAGAUGAAUAAUUAACAAUGUGUUCAACAAUUAAUGCGUUCAGAAAUGUUUAAUAUAUUUUUGUCCAUUGUGACAAACUAUUAAGGUAAUUUAUGUUUAAAUAUUUUUUAUCAUUUAAAUAUUUAAUUGUAUCUAAUUGUUUAUUCCUACGGGGAUUUGUAAUUGUCUUUCUAGAAAAUAAUACAUGGCGCGCGUAGAUAUAGAAUUUCUCGUCGAGUGUUCGGUUCGAUAGCCUACGAGUGAGCACAGUUGUUCCUGAGAAAUUUCCAACUCUGAUGAUUAGGUGUCUUAUGCUAACUUUCUAAUUAUCUGUACACCUCGUAUACCUCGUAUCCUAUCUUCAUCAUAAUUUUAUAGAGAUUUUUGUAGUCGUCAUAAUUUUAUACAGAUUUUUAUAGUUUGAUAUUUAGACAUUAGAGAAACAUUUUAUAGUUUGAUAUUCAUUUUAUAAUUAAAGAACACCUGGCAUACCUAGCAUUCCAUUUUCGUUAUAAUUUUAACAAUUUUUUUGAAGCUUGAUAUUUAGACAUCAGAAAGACAUUUUAUAGUUUAACAUUCAAUUUUUCAUUAGCUUUUUAUGUACACGUCAUACACGUAGUAUCUUAUUUCUGUUUAUAGACUUUAUUUUGCCCGAAUAUAUCCUCGUAUAUUUGUCUUUGGACAUUAUCAGUUCCUCGAAUUUCCCUGGAAAAGAAAAGAGAGUGUUCAGAAAAUAUGUUUGGAAAGUGGAGAAAAAUGGAGUUCUUAUUCUAUCGAGUUGAAUAAUCACCUUCCGUGAUUAUAACUUAGAGAUGAAGAAAAAAGCUUAGAAAUUACGAUAGCCGUCUAAUCUUAACCACUUUGGAUUGCGAGCCUCAAGCUUCAUAAAAUGAUCAGAACCGUUCGACUUCUUUCAAAAAAUACGGCAAUAACCACUGAGUGUAUUAUUUAUUUCAUAAACACGAUAUAUUUUUUUUCUUUCUUUACCCGUACGACCUUUACACUCCCAAAGAAUAGACUGUGUUUGAGGUUGACCGUCACUCGCAUGAAUUUGGUUUGUUGCGAUGACGCUGCAACUUCGAGGAAAAUAACAACCAGCGUUUCCACUGCACAACACUACAUGCCUCCAAAGUAUCAUGAGGUAAAGAAGCACCAGGAACGUCCUCUUCCUCUAGAAUUACCGUUUUAUUGUUACUAUUAAACUCAACAGAAGUACUCUAUGUAGCCGCCAUUAUUUUAGUUUGUCCAGCUCAACAAUCCAUGCAUGCCUUGCGACCCGAUUUCGGUCCCAGGUCUCAACUCGUUUUGUUACCGCAUGAAUAAAUUUGUUUGUUGCGUUGACACUGCAGCUUCGAGGAAAAUAAUUAUUAAAUCGACCGAGGGAAGUUAAAAAAACUAGAGUAAAAGAGCUUCAUGCCGUUUCCAUCGAAUAUUCCAUUUUGUUCGACGUCUGUGCACUUCUUUUGCUAAGUCAGAGGUGUACGACGAUGAAUGCAUGAUAUUGGGCACGCAGUAGGUCAAGGGAAGGGGAAUCUCCUUCGGCGACCCGCUCACUCCAUAAAUAGUUCGCUAAACGCCCACUACAAAAAAAAAAAAAACGGUGUCACGUACAGGAAAUCCCUCAACCGUGGAUGAAUGAUUAAUCAAUUUAGAAUGAACUUUUCCGUCUUUUGCAAGCCCAUAACUCCCCUCUGCCAUUAAGACUGUUCAUUAGGGCUAAACAAAAGCGUUUUAAGUAUAACGGCUCUAUAUCGAUGGAAAUUUAUGCUAUCGAGACCGACAACUCCAUAAUUUUCAGCAUGGAGAGUACAAAAUUGAAGCAGUACAGAUCGGUAAGUGAACAAAAGUGAUUGAACUCUUAAAUUUACACUUGCUCGAUCUACAGUUGUUUAACUAUGUUCUGGUAUACUUUCGGCGAGAUUCAACUGAGUUUGCAUGUUUAUUUCUUGACACAGGUUAACAAAGGACGCAAACUCAGUUAUGAUGACAAGCACAGCAUGAAAGGCGCUAUUAAGGUAAGAGAAUAUUUGUAGGUAUCGUAUUUAUUCGAUGAAACAUCUCGGUUGUUGUAUGGUAAAUGUACUAUCUUGAUCUUUGAAUGAAAGACAGUUGAAUUGGAGCAAUGAAAGGAGUACCUUGACCAAUGAACAACUCUAAAAUGCACACGGCAACACGCUGGGUAAGCCAAAAAGCAGGAGGUAGUCGAUCGUUAAAAGGUGUCGAUAGGCUUGUGCGACUCCUGUCAUUCGCUUGCGCUUUUAAAUCUUCUUACCUGAAAGCUUAGCUGUUAUUAGGACAUCUUUUAAUGACUUUCGUUGGCGAUGUGAUUAUAAGGGAAAUGACAUGAAGUGUAUGGCAUGUAAAAUAGUUCGCGCAUUACUGUAGAAGGUCGCUGUCUCUUUGUAAUGCGUUUCAUGUCAAGGGUCGAUUCCCCGUUAAAUAACUCGCGAAUUUGAUAUUAUUCGCACAGCCAUCCACUGUGAGUGUAACUGCCGCCAAAUGAAUUAAUUCUCAGGCAAGGCUGAAGUUUCCAUCCUCUCUGAAUCUCUCUAGUUGCCUCCUAAGAACGAAUAUGCUUAGGAGAAAUAUCUAAGGAAUCGCGCAAACGGGCAAACACUAGUUAUAGUUUGUUAGGGGUCAGAGUAUGCAAAUUUGUCACUCACUUAGAUGUAAAUAAGUCGAUAUGUCAACGGCAGACCAAUUGAUUUUCCGAAAUAAUACAUAUCGACUUAAGACUUUCAGAAGUAAAUGCCGCGACGUUGAAAUAUAAUUCGACCAUUCAUCGAGGAAGUUUCGACCAAUACUCGUCGCAGUCAGCAUAUGUGAAAGCGAGUCAAAGCUGUGUUAAAGUUUUGACAAGUACUAUGAGUGUAGACGCUAAAUGCGAAGAGUCUUUGACUCUUUGAGACGUUUGCUCGUCGAUCCUCCAAGCUUAUAGGGGGUUUAUAAAUGGUGAGCCUUUUACGAGUGAAUCUGAAGAGCGAAACUUUGAUCGAACUGAUGAGGGAACCUAUGAGCACCCAUAUCAGCUUAAGUAUGAAUCAACGUGAGGUCAAACAAAGCUAUUAGAAACAUCAGUAGCACGACUAAUCAGUCCAUGAUAUCCCACCAAAACACUCUUGUGGCCAAGCAGAACGAAACGCAGUCAGAAGACUGAUCUGAUGGUAACAGAAAUCAAACCGGAAAAUUACAGGAACGAAGAAGUAGGUCAAAGUCUAAUCCUUAGCAAACGCGUCCGCCAUGAUAGAGAACCAUCAAGAUUAUAGUGGAAGAACAUUCUAAACUUUUUUAAAAUGGUAGAGCAGUUAAGAGGUAUGUAAGGUCUCAUAUUUUGCAUGGUGUACCACAUUUGUCAGCGUUGAAAACGAUUUUAUCGUUCAGUUAACGUUUGAUUACCAUAAUUAUCUUAAAACUAGAAUGUGUAGAGGUAAACUAAUUGGAAUCACUCGUGCUAAAGGUUCAAGGUUGUAUUUUGCCAUUGAUCAUGUUAAUGUUUUCAAAACAAGAACUGCACAGCAUAAAAAGACAUGUAAAAAAUCAGUUGUUUUUCAUGAUGAAUUUGAACAUGUUGUUUAAUGUUAUACAAUAAAUUGUGAGAAACGAAAUCACAAGUAUUUUGUUUCAAGGGCAAAGUUACUUACUUCAGGUGAUAUUGAGUUAAACCCGGAACCUGUUACUCACGGAAAUAGUCCGAACAAUCUUAAUGAGUUGUUACAAUCUCGGUUAACUUAACAUGGCUAUAGAAUAUUAGAUGUUGGUGGCGCCGGUGAUUGCUCCUUUAGAGUUAUGUACCAUCAGUUGUAGGGUGAACCUAGCUAUCACAUGAAUGUUCAUAGUACUGGUGUUCAAUAUAUGAGAAACAAUUCAGAAAGAUUCAUCGAAAGUAGUAAAGACCAUUCAUGGUCAAGGUGUUAACUAAUAUAUCAGGGUACAUGGGCUGAUGCACUUGUCAUUCAAGAAUGGAGUGAGUAAAUCAUUCACAACCUGCAGCACAUUCAUACAAAUUUUACAUUAGAAAUCUGCUAUAGUAUACGCUUUAAUGGCAAAAAGUAAAGUUAAGGAAUGGUGUAGGUUAAACGAUAGCCAGCAUGUGAAUUCUGACUAUUCACUCAACAUCACAAGAGCAGUUCCAAGAAAUUCCAUGUAGUUUUAACUCUAUCCAAGAGUUACCCAUUGGCUACCCAUGUUUACGUGUAAAAGUGUAUGUUAUUGUAAAGAGGAAUUAUCUCCAAAAUCCAUUAAAACGUAAUGUAUCCGUGACUCAGUUAUUCACAAUUUCCUACGAUCUAUAUUGUUCUCAAUUUGACAAUUUGCAUGUUAAUACUACUGCAAUACAUAAAGAGAAUAAAGAUCUUAUGUUGGAUAUGCUUUCAACAUCAGAACUGAUACAUUCAAAAGGAGUUGUGUUUGAUUCACUCAAAAUUUCCAAUUGUUAUUGAAGCAAUGAUCACUGUGUGCUUUUUGAGUUUAUUAUUGAAAUAAACAGUGCAUGUUGAUGCAGCAUUUAUUCGUGGGCAGUGUUUAUUAAUAUUUUGGUUUUAAAAUGCGGCAUGUAUUUUAGGGCAGCAUUUAAUGAAAUAAAUAUGGUACUUGUUGGUAAGGCAUGGGUAAAUUAUGCUGCAUAAUUUUGAAGAUAACUAGGCAUCUUGCAUAGCAAGAAUUACGCCACCAUAAAGCUGCCUUUCAACUAGGAUUUUCAGCAGAAUUUUUGAAAACUAGCAACACAGACUGAAAGCAAUCAAACAAGUUAAUAAAUAUGGAGAUAAUUUCCCACUGCUGUGUUACAGAGUUGCUCACACUUGGUUAUCUCUGCUGAAAAUAUUGAAUAACUUGUUAGGUUUUUUUAUGAAAUGUUAAAAUUCAUUGUUGUUUGAAAAUAUUGUACUUGAAGUUAUGUUUUGAUUAAACAUGUAAUGUAGCUCUAACCAACAUUUAUAGCAUACUUUUUCUCUUUGUCUAAUAUUUCUGAACAUAAUUUGUGCAGGUUUGCAAUUAUUGCAAUUAAUAGAUGCUGAUAUUUUUAUCUUAGCUGAUCCUGUUACUAAUAUUGUGGUCACGAUCUGUGUCUGGAAGGCCAGCAAGAUGUUCCCUUGCGCAAAAUUUCUUACGAUACUUUCCCGAUGCUCCAGAAGCUCAAAUGGAGUGCAAAGCAUGUCCUAAGUGCCCAGCAGGAAUGGGACUCACACCAUUAUGCGGUUCAAAGAUUUCAAACUACACCAUCAUCAAAUGUGAACCUUGCAGAGAGAUGUGA
Molecule: messenger RNA, 8279 nt
Organism: Pocillopora meandrina
Lineage: Eukaryota; Metazoa; Cnidaria; Anthozoa; Scleractinia; Pocilloporidae
Source: the annotation of a GenBank genome assembly